Molecule: messenger RNA, 1679 nt
Organism: Somion occarium
Lineage: Eukaryota; Fungi; Basidiomycota; Agaricomycetes; Polyporales; Cerrenaceae
Source: the annotation of a GenBank genome assembly
AGCGACAGAAACUCGCAACGGAGACUUGCAGUUUAAGCACUGACUUGACCAGGCUCUCAAUUGUCCUGAUCUUCCUCGUCGUUACCUUUCCUUCCGCAAACACGACGACCACACGAGGAUCCCUACACGUUACAUCUUUGCUUCGAAGUCCACAACCAUCCUAGGUCCAUCGCCAGUAGUUCUCACUCAUUUUUUCUAUACGUUCCAUUCCGCACAAGCCGUAGCGCCACAAGUGUCAUGUUAUCAACCUUCCUUCCGUCAACAUAACCCCAGCGCUAUUGCCAGCAUUGUGAAGAUGGCAUCACCUCCGACAACUCCAGGAGAGUCUAGCUCCUCCCGCAGUACUCCGGACGAAUCGGUGUCCCAUUCCUCUCGCCCUACCCCGAUAGAAGUCCGGGACGCGCAAUACACCCAUGCACAUCCGGCUGGGUUCGAGACUUCCAAUGGUUUGGGGGUUCCUGCUAAUGAACCUUUGACUAAGAAGGCAAGGGGAAGGCACGUACCUACCAAGCAAGCAGUAUUGGAACCGGGCAAACGCAGGUCAUUCACAUGUUCAAUGGAUGGCUGCGGCAAGGUAUUCUCUCGCGCAGAGCAUCUCCGUCGACACGUACGAUCCAUACACAUGGAUGAGAAACCGUUCAAGUGUGAAGAUCCUACCUGCGGAAAGCGGUUCACUCGACGUGACAAUCUUCUUCAACACCAACGAAGUCACAGACCAGCUUCAGAUACCCAGAACAUCAUCAGUUGGGAUAGUAAACCAGGUCCUCUUGAACGUGUAAACCACACGCAUGACCCACCUUCCGCCUCUAGCUCAAGCAUGGGUGUCCUUCUCCCGUCCCCGUUAACAACUAAUCCCAUGCCCAUGCCCUCAUCCUCGAGUUCACCUUCCCCUCGGGCUUCAGUUGGCCCAUCGAGACCUACACCCGAACCUGAAGUGAUGAUGACUACGAAGUUCGUACAUCAUGUACCUCCACCAUCAGUACCUGAAAUUCAAGAAGCGCCUCCGCCAAUACAUUCGCAUGCACAUUCACAUUCACAUUCACAUCAGCCUCCGAUACAACAACCAAUACAGUCUCAUCCUCAUCCUCCGAUACACCACCUUCAAGAGUUACAACAACCGAACUAUUUGCCUUGCUUUCACGGAGACACGCAUCUGCACGUUCGUUCCUCGGGGAUGGAGCCUCGCUUUGUCCGUGUUACAGUGCCAGUCGGCGAUUUAAGUUAUCACUGGACUGCCUUGUCGCAACAAGGCCGGUUAUAAGACACGAUAUCGCCGGCGGAACACGGAUUGAACGGGCUGGGUUGGUCGGUCGGUGGUUAUACGUGGUUCCAUACUGAUUGGAUGAAGGAAAGAGGUGAGAAGGGAUGUUUUGUUGGACCCUUGUCGUCAGUCAUCUGGGUUGCAUUGGAGUUUAUGACAUCUUCACGAAUUUCUUUACCCUCUCUCGCAUUUCUUGCACUCGCACACGCAAUCAUGAUGUAUUUGCUUUCUAUCGUUAGCAUUUUCAUUCUAAUUCACAAGCAUUUUUCUCUCAUCUUAUCUUGUUUUGCCUUUUGUUCACGCCCUGUAAGAUAAUCAAACCAAGGACUUGCGAGUCGAAAGCGCAAAUAAUGCCUGUAUUACGAAAGAAAGAAAAAGGACUGUGCUAUGCGGUGAAUGAAACUACUAACUGUUUAUU